AUGGACUUCCACGGCGGGUCUGCGGGAAAACUCAGUGAAAAUAAGCCACGAAAUAACGGACGGCAUAACCACGACUACUUGACCUACAACGAAGCUGAGAUUAGAGCUCUAACGCGUGGUUUGGCUGAAGCCACGAAAAUGAAGAAAAAAAUUGCUCUCCUAAAGGAUGAUGCGCAAACCAUGAGAGGAAGACUCAUCAGGUCUAGCAAUCUAGCUAUGCUGGAUUAUGGCACAUAUCUCGAAUCAUCUUCUUAUAAGGUUAUAAAGGAGCCAGAAACCACAAGAGAUUUGUAUCUUCUUCAUCAAGUUAAUGAAGCUAAGAAAGCAGAAUCAGGGGUUGCAAUUUACGCUAAGAAAGAUAAUCUCUUGCUUAGGACUGAUCAGGGACAACUACCAGACGACUGCAUGACCCUCAUGGGGAGAAUAACUAUUCAUCCUCUUGAUAAAGCCAAGUCGUCAGCGAAAGAGAAAGAGACUUGUGUGAUCUGUUUCGACGAAGACAUUGAUUCUGAUGAUCUCAUGUUUUCUGUUGAUAGUAGAUGCGGUCAUCGGUUUUGUGUGAACUGUGUGACACAACAUUUAGUGGUCACGCUGCUUGAUGGAACCUUACCGAAUUGUCUUCAGCAUGGCUGCAUGACUCAGCUGUCUGUUGAUAUAUGCGGAAAGCUUUUGACUCCCGACAUGAGUUUGAGGUGGAAAGAGAUGACUGAAGAGAACUCAAUUCCUUACAACGAGAGAGUUUAUUGUCCUUACGAAAGCUGCUCUUACCUGAUGUCUAAAACAAAGCUUGUUUUAGCUUCUGCAUGUGGACAUAGGAGAUGCUUGAAAUGUGGUGGCUCCUUCUGCUUCUAUUGCAAGGCUCCAUGGCAUGGUAUGCUAUCGUGCAACGAGAACAAGAAGUUGCAUCCUAAUACUCAAAAUGCAAAGCUCAUCUCUUUGGCGAAUCGUAAUGGAUGGCGUCAAUGCGGCAAAUGCAACCACAUGGUUGAACGUUCUGACGGAUGCAGGCACAUGACUUGUAGGUGUGGGAAUUGUUUUUGCUAUGACUGUGGAGUUGGCCUGAAUAUCUCAUUGGUCCAUAGAUGUCUCAUUUCUCGGGACGAUUACGUUGCGCAGCCAAGGUUUAUGUUGGACAGUGACGCGACUAAUUAUCCGACCACUAAGCGUGAUCGACUAGCCCACCAGGGCUAA
Messenger RNA from Eruca vesicaria subsp. sativa (arugula), 1191 nucleotides. The record is from the annotation of a GenBank genome assembly. NCBI's taxonomy places the organism in Eukaryota, Viridiplantae, Streptophyta, Magnoliopsida, Brassicales, Brassicaceae.